Molecule: messenger RNA, 4077 nt
Organism: Ficedula albicollis (Collared flycatcher)
Lineage: Eukaryota; Metazoa; Chordata; Aves; Passeriformes; Muscicapidae
Gene: PIGX
Product: phosphatidylinositol glycan anchor biosynthesis class X
Exons: 5
Coding region: 191-1018 (275 amino acids)
Biological process (GO): GPI anchor biosynthetic process
Cellular component (GO): endoplasmic reticulum membrane
Source: RefSeq, a predicted model, not a curated record
CUGGGGACAGGGGAAGGAGUGCCAGGACCAGGGGGCAGGGAUAGAUGAGUUACUGGGACGGAAUUCUCCCCUGUGAGGGAGGUGAGGCUCAGGCACAGGUUGCCCAGAGAAGCUGUGUCUGGAAGGGUUCAAGGAUGGGCUUUAAGGUCUCUUCCAACCAAACCAUCCUGUCACUCUGGAUUUGGGAAGUAUGGCUUGGCCAAUGAAGCGAGAAACCUCUUCUUUGAUCACAGUUAGAUACUGCUUCUCUUCUGGAAGAGGGUUUGCAGAUGAGGUGUUCGUGAGUUAUAAACCUUCACUCGCUGAGGUUGCCAGCCCUGUGGUCACUGUGCUGUUACACUGUUGGCUCUGUGUCACCUUAGAUGUGCAGGCAGCCUGUCGGGUCACCACUGUCACACAGGAGCUCCUGAAAGAGGGAUUUCACAGGGACCUGCUGGUGAAGGUGGAGCUCGGGGAGGAUGCAGGAGGAUGUGCAGUGGCAGCUCAAAUGCGACUGCCACCGGGAAUCUACGUGGAUCCCUACGAGCUGGCAACGCUGCAGCAGCACAACCUAACAAAGGCAGUGUUGUUUCCUGAUGUCACUGACGUGGAGGCUCCUGAGUACUUGGCCAGGGACCUUGUCCUGCUGCUGUUCCUGGAGCGGGAGGCGCGCUGUCCCCGCUGUUUCCGCGCCGCCCUGCCCGUGCACGCGCGGUACCACCGCCCGGCCCGGGGCACAGGAGAAGCCUUGCUUGUUCUGGAGAGCCCAGAGGUGCUGCUCUGCUGCUGCCACAGUCACCUGUCUGCAGAGUGCUGGGAACCUGCUGAAGUGGACACUCCCUGCUCAUCUGACAACUCCAGUCCCUGUCAGUGGCACAGAACAAAGCACAGACCUGCAUAUGAGGGAUCAAUGCUGAGGGUUCCUGUGGGGCUCAGGGAGCACAGUUCCCUGGUGUGUGCCCUGACCCUGCUCACCACAGGGCUCUGCUCUGGCCUGAUCCUCGCUGCUGCCUGCAAGUAUGGACACUUCUCUCAGUGACCUGAGGAAAUAUGGAAUGUCUGACCUCCAUCCAGCAAAACUGUCUGCAUAUUGCACUGGAUUCCUGAAUGGAUCCUACUCUACUCUUAUUUAUAUCUUAGGGGGUGCAAGGGUCUCAUAAUGGAUUAUAGUUCCUUUGGCUCAUAAUGCUUACAAAUGCCUUCCACAGCCUAGAAGACAUUUUGGGUGUGUUGUCAAUAUCCAAAGCAGGUGGAAAGUAGGAAGCCUCAAAAGCCUCAAAAAGCUGAAAGCACUGCUGUGGGCACUGAGGCAACAAUCAGGAGUGGAUUUGGAGCUCCUGUUCCCUCCUCCUGGCCCAGAGCCUGCUUCCAAGACAGUGCUGCCUCUUAGAGAGGUGUUUGUAUUUCUUGACUCAGGGAUUGGUUAUUAAGGGUAUAAAAAACAUUAUUGAGUCAUUAAAAUUUCUGAAUUUUAAGUGAGUCAUGCAGAUGGGUUAUGUAUGAAUUUGUGAAGAGACAUUCUGUGCCUACGUGGGACACGUCAAUAAUCUCUCCCAUCCUAAUAACUGUGAGGGAUUGGCUGCUCUUGGCCAAACUAGAAUCACAGAGUCAUUAAGGUUGGAAAAGCCCUUUAAGAUCACUGAGUGGACUCAUGGACUCCUAACCCAUGUUCCCAGUGCCACAUCCACACAUCUGUUAAAUCCCUGCAGGGAUGGGUACUCCACCACUGCCCUGGGCAGCUGUGCCAGGGCUGGACAACCCUUCCCAAGAGGAACCUUUCCCAGUAUCCAACCUGAACCUGCCCUGGCACAGCUUGAGGCUGUUUCCUCUUGUUCUGUCCCUUGUUUCCUGGGAAAAGAGCCCAGCCCUCACCUGCUUCAUCUCCUGUCAGGAGAGGGGAGAGAGAGAAGUUUCCCCCAAGUCUCCUUUUCUCCAGGCUGAACAGUUGGUCAGAAUUGAAAGAGUUUAGAAAGAAAUUUAGAAGAAAUUUCACCUAUUUCAUGAGUGGGAAGAGGCUCUUAGAAGAUGGAAGUGAGGGACAGGAUAGUGACUAGAAGCAAAUAUUUAGAACAUCUACAUUCAGUCUCCAGGACAGUUGAUAAAUAGAAGGAAAUGGAGAGGAAAUUACCUAAUGGAAAAGCAGAGAGGCUCUGGAGUGGCAGAGCUGGGGUGCUGUCUCCAGUUGUCAGUAGGUGGCACUGGGAGCCCACAGUAACCCCUGGGAGGAGAAAAUAGAUUUUAUUCCUGAUGAACUUCGAGUAAAUGAGUCAAAGCAGGUAAUCUGGGUGAGUGGGUGUGUGAGAGUUCCUUUCAAGGGCUCUGUGUGCAGCCUUUCAUCGAUGUCCAGCUGUAGCCUCAGGGCCCUUAGGGCAUCUUUCUCCUGCUGGAAUUCAACAGAGUGAAUUCCACAGCAGGUUGGAAACAAUCAAAGAGAGAUUUGGGCUGUCAGCACUGGGACCAGCACUGUAUGACCUAUCUCCAAGUGGGAUGUUUAAUUGCCAGGGCUGAGUUUGUUCCUGUGCUCUGUCUUAAGCAGGUAACUCUGUUUUGUAGCCUGACCCUUGGAAUGGCAAUAUCCCAAAUUGCCAGAACUGAGUUAACACCAGCCUGUUUUUUAACACACAGUUGAAAAUCACAGAUUGAGUCCCUCAGCUAAAUCAACCUUCCUGACAAAACCUAGGGAAAGGGAAUGGGAAUGUCCUGUGGGCAAAUGAGGAAAAAUAUUGCAGGUGGUAAAAGUAUGGAAGUAAAGUAUAUGUCAAGAUUGCCAUCAAUCACUUUUUCAACUGAACCUAAGUUGAAAGUUGAUUCUGAUUAAUGUAAAAUAUGAAAGGAAUGGCAGACCUUCACAAAGUGGGGGGUUUGUUGUGGCAAAUAUUUGCUGUUUUUAAAUCCAUGGCACUUGUAUUAUAAAUAUAGCAGGCACAUUUUUCCUUACAAGCUGUAAAUAAGUCUGCUAACCAUAGCAGUGUUAAUUAAAAAGGAAUUUGCCAGUGAAUCAAUCUCUCAGAGCAGAAACUGCUGUCACUAAGCCAGCACAGAAUGUAGCAGGUGUGCCAUGCAGGAGGAUUCAAGUGCCAGCCCCAGAGGGAUAACAGAGAUCAGAGGAGGAACUGUAAGGCCUGUGCAAAAAUUCUGGCAGUUUUGGAGACAGGAAUGAGGUGUUCAGGAGUUCUUGGCAAGAAAAUGCCACCAGAAGGGUUGGACACAAACAUCCCCAUCCUUAAUGUGUGUAAGGACUGAAUCAGAGCAGGGAAAGGAAAGGGGAUGGGGUGUUACAAGCUGUGUUGGGAAUUAAGGCUUUCUGAAUCAUAAAGAAAUGGGUAUAACAACAAAAAAAAAGCCAACUAAAAACCCCUUUUAGUUCAUUUAAAAUGUGUGCUUGAGGAGACAGAUGGGUGGGAGGGGAGUCAGGAAUCUGCACAUGGGGCUGGAGCUGGGAGGGGCUGGGGGUACGAGGCUGAGGAGGGAUGGAGAGUAAAGCUGAGGAAAGGGGGAAGCCACAAAGCUGCUGUGGAUUCUCCAGGGGUGUUGCAGAGGUGGAUUAGCAGUGGCUGAGUCAGAAAGGGAAAGCAGCAAACAUGGAAAGAGAAGUGAAAGGACAGCUGUGCUUGCAGGGGAUUGGAGCAGAGCCAGCUCAGCAAAGCAGAAUCACUUGUGAAUGCCAUUCCUGGAAAAUGGGCACAUCUGCAGGGACAAGAGUUUUGUGGGGAGUGAGGGAGCACUGGAACCCACAAGCUGGAAAUUCAGAUGUGCCUGGACCUGCCCAGAGGAUUGAGGUGUCUGUGGAUCCUUUCCCCCAAGAGCUGGGGAAGAGGAGCUGCCUGCUGUGUGUCCUGCUCCUUCCAAAGGGAAAAUGGGGUGUUGCUCCAAACCUGGGCAGGUGGAAGCUUGGAGAAAUCCCACGGAAGAUGAAAUGGAUCACAGGGAUUUUGGGGGAGAAGCCUUGAGAGCACAUAGACUGCUUUCCCAGCUGUGUUCCUACUGGAUUUCUUGGAAGCUGCAAAUCCACCUGGGGCCUUGUGCUGUGACCAGUGAUGGGACCCCUGCACUGGGGGGGCUCUGAGAAGGACCCGAGGGGUUGGUGGGAGGAGGUGG